Molecule: messenger RNA, 1569 nt
Organism: Babesia bigemina
Lineage: Eukaryota; Apicomplexa; Aconoidasida; Piroplasmida; Babesiidae
Product: Inner membrane protein yihN
Exons: 2
Coding region: 1-1569 (522 amino acids)
Biological process (GO): transmembrane transport
Cellular component (GO): membrane
Molecular function (GO): transmembrane transporter activity
Source: RefSeq, a predicted model, not a curated record
AUGUCUGAACCACGGCCUUUAUCAACUGCAGAACAUGACUCAUCUGCACCGGCUAAACAGGCACCGAAAAAAGAGCCUGUAAACUAUGGCGUCGUUGGCCAGGUGUUGUACCACGUGGUGUCUUUCACUGAGGGUUACGAACAGCAGGUGUUGUACCUGUGCAUGAGGCUCUUCGAGUCAACUAUGGGCUUCACCAAGCGGCAACAGACGAUGCUGAUGACCGUGUCUAUCAUGUCGCGCUUGUGCUUCUCACUAGUUUGGGGGUUGCUGGCUGAUGCUUUUGAAACUAACCUGGUGAUGUCUGCCGGGUUAUUAUUUAUGGGCAUAGCCUCCAUCUUGCUAAGCUCCACGUCACGGUACUCGUCGAUCCUCUUCUUGCGUUUCUUACACGGUGCUGCAUUUGGUUGUAUCUACCCAGUUCAGCAAAAGAUUAUCUCGGAUGAAGAUGAUGGGCAGAGUACCGGCAGCAGCAGCACGUUCACUCGUCUUCACGCGCUGAACUGCAUUGGCCGUAUGAUCUGUGCCGCCAUUACCACGGAGGCUGCUCAAAACAUCUUGCUGGGAUUUAUCGGCUGGCGCGUGUCAUACAUUGUGUUGGGUUACGUGUGGAUUUCGGUAGGCAUCGCGAUUAUAUUUAGUUUGAAAGCUACUGAGGAACUAAUCUCUCCUUAUGAAUCCAUGAGCUACUUCAUCGAGCAAAUGUCUGGGGCAUUUAAAGCAGUUUUCACAAGUGCGACUGCAUUUCUGUGUAUAUUUACGAUGUUGAUCGCGGAGGCUCCGAUGUGUACUCUGCCGUACAUGAUCACGUACCUGGAAUACUUAGGUGUGUCAGACAUGAAGGUUGGUAUUGCGAUUUUAGUCACGACGAUUGGCGGCGCAGCAGGAACUGCGGCAGGAGGUGUAGUUAUAGACAAAAUUGCAAGUUUGCACACGGAUUAUGGUGAGCUCAUUGCCGGCAUAGUUGUGAUGGGCGUGCGACUAAUCGUCUGCAUUCUGUUCUUCGUGUCCCCUGCGCCAGAUGGACGUCUGAUGUGGUAUCACUACAUAGAGUUUGCGAUUCUAGGUGCGACACUGGUUACGGUUGGUGGCGUGGAUAGGCCUAUAAUGAGGAAAGCAAUAGAAGAAAAGUACCAGGCUACCGCAUCCGCCCUAAUCCAGUGCAUAUCGGGUAUUUCUAUAAGCGUCAGUUUCGUCGAGAUCUUCGCGUACGUGUCAGAGAAGCUGCACGGUUACGCCCCCUCGAAACAGGCAAUUGAUGACAUGGAUGCGGCGCUGAAAGAUAACAACACCGAGGCUCUGAGGAAAUCGACCAUGUACAUGAUCGUGGUAGGGUCACUGCUCAACAUUGCGUGCUAUGGUGCAUUGUUUGGCAGAUACAAGGAGGAUAAGGAGAUUGUUGAAAAGAAAAAUGAGAAGGAACGGGUUGUAAGACAGGAAAAGAAGCAGAAAAUGAUUGCAGAAAAGCAGGGCAGAAGGGAAGAAGAGCCAAUAACAGAAGAUCGUCUACAUGAAUUGGAUUUGUCAUCUAACACGCUAGGGGAACGGCCAAUCUUAGAACUGCCGCAGUAA